AUGCUAAAAGCAAGUAUCAAAUCCAAGCACGGCGAAGAUAAAUUCGAGGUGUCUAAAGAAGGCCUCUUAUCGGAAGCGAUGGAUAAGCUACGCGAAGUAAUCAAUGCGAAAAUGACACAAUAUUGCGAGAUAGAAAAGGCGGCAGAAAAAGAAAAUCCAGACGCUCCAGCGGACAAGAAACGAAAGAAGGAAUCGGUGGAAUCGGAAGAGUAG
Oikopleura dioica is the source of this 213-nucleotide messenger RNA. Lineage: Eukaryota; Metazoa; Chordata; Appendicularia; Copelata; Oikopleuridae. The record is from the annotation of a GenBank genome assembly.